Messenger RNA from Brienomyrus brachyistius, 3554 nucleotides. RefSeq names its product growth arrest-specific protein 2 (gene gas2a). Gene Ontology annotation, molecular function: cytoskeletal adaptor activity; actin filament binding; microtubule binding. The record is from RefSeq and is a predicted model, not a curated record. NCBI's taxonomy places the organism in Eukaryota, Metazoa, Chordata, Actinopteri, Osteoglossiformes, Mormyridae. Bases 663 to 1574 code for a protein of 303 amino acids. Gene Ontology annotation, cellular component: actin filament. The transcript has 8 exons. Gene Ontology annotation, biological process: actin crosslink formation.
UUUGAGGACGUUAAGCCCUGCAUACACAUAAUAUGGGAGAUACGGCAUCGUCGAUUUGUACAGCGCAAAUUUACACUUUUGCAAGACUUAUAUACGCACGUUACUUAACUUUCUUGUUACGCAAAGCUUUUGGGGGGUUUUGUUUGUUUUUACAAUAAGUAGCUGAAAAAAAGACUUUGCUUUAAAGUUUUGUAUGUUUCUCUGUGAUUACGUAAUGUUUUGUAUGCGUGUGAAAACUCUAUUCUGUCUAUUCUAACCGGCCAUGUCAUAUAUUGAGAAUGUAGAUACAUUUAAUGAUAUAUUUUAGUACCUAGAUAUGUGAUUGACAGCUUGUCAAACCUGUAGUCAGACAGUUGCGGAGUGAGAGCGCGUGGGAGAGUGAGAGAGUUAAAAAAGUAGGAACGGAAGAAAGAGAGAAAGGGAUCGCCAGUGUUAGCGCUUGACUUUCGUCCUAUCAGCGGCGUCCUACGUGCCAUGCGGCGAUCUUCUGCAAGGUGAUCUGGCCGUCUGGGACCUGCGAUGCCCGACCUACCCUGCGCUGCAGGAGAGAAGGCGGAUGAGAGCGACAGCAUCGGGAAGCAGAGAGUGAGGGAGAGAGAGGGAGCUGGGAAGCGCGUCUUGCCGCCACAAGUAGCACUGCGGACGGACUGUGAGCAGAGACCAUGUGCAGUUCCUUGAGCCCGAAACAGCAGCAGCAGCCGGGACCCGGCCUGACGGACCUGCACCAGUACAGCCAGUGGUUGGCCAGCCGACAUGACGCCAGUCUGCUGCCCAUGCAGGAGGACCUGGCGCUAUGGCUGACCAGCAUGCUGGGCCAGGUGAUCACGGCAGAGAGCUUCAUGGAGCAACUGGACAACGGCUUCCUGCUGUGCCAGCUGGCCCAGACACUGGAGGGGAAGUUCAGAGAGAGUGAAGCCGGCAAGACGCUCCCCGGCCGGAGGAUCCCAUGCCGCGCUAGCGCCCCCUCUGGCUCCUUCUUUGCCCGGGACAACACAGCCAACUUCCUGUCGUGGUGCCGCGAAGUGGGGGUGGACGACACCUGCCUAUUUGAGUCUGAGGGCCUGGUUCUCCAUAAACAGCCGCGGGAAGUUUGCCUGUGUCUGCUGGAGUUGGGCCGCAUCGCUACCAGGUACAAAGUGGAGCCUCCGGGGCUAAUAAAACUGGAGAAGGAGAUUGAACAGGAGGAGGCAGUCCCCCUACCCCCCCCCUCACCUGCCUCGCCCUCCCCAGUCAAGUCUCCUGGCAGGAAGAGCACAGGCAAGCUGCUGGAUGAUGCUGUGAAGCACAUCUCAGAGGACCCCCCUUGCAAGUGCCCCAAUAAGUUCUGUGUGGAGAGGCAGUCCCAGGGCCGCUACCGCGUCGGAGAGAAAAUCCUCUUCAUAAGGAUGCUGCACAACAAACAUGUCAUGGUGCGUGUAGGGGGUGGCUGGGAGACGUUCGAGGGAUACCUCCUGAAGCACGACCCCUGCCGCAUGCUGCAGAUCUCCCGCGUGGAGGGCAGGACGCCCAACUUCAAGGAUCUUGCCCCCGACAGCUACCUCGUGGUGGCUGCUCAUCACAGGAGCAAGAAGUAGGGAGGGAACCUCCCCAUCCCAUCACCGGGACUGGAACAUCCCAGAUGAGCUGAUGUCGUUCAUAGCUGACACUUGGACUGACCAAUCAGAUUCCACUUUGGGGGCGGUACCUGGGUGGUGCCUUCCCAGUUGAGUGGUGCAGGAUGGUUUGGAGCGAAACUUUUUAUUCUAAUUUUUACGAGAAUUUCGCUUACUAUUGUAGAAGAACUAUAGCAAUGGUUGCCUGUAGAGAUAGAGGUGUAGGCAGGAACACGCAACUUAGUCUGUGUCAGGAUGAUGAACUGAACACAUGUUUAAGCUUCUGGAGAGAUGUUCUCCCACUGCCUGUUAUAACCUGUGGCUGACAGUCAGGGGGAGCCGGUUUCAAGCAUAACGGCCUUAGAAUUGAAAGUUCGUUACCCUCGGCUCCCCUGCUUAUAAAAAUGACCCAUGCAAAGAUUCCUUAUCCUUGCUCUGCCUACAAUCAGAAUGAAAUCACGUCUGAGGCGUCCUGCCAGUUUGCAAUGGGGUUCUGACUCCAUACUUUUCCCGCCUCAGUGUUUCCAUGAACAAAAAUGCCUGCGUUUCCACAGCUCAGCUCCUCAGGGUUUGAGCAGCUAAGCCAGUAAGGUGACCCAGUUCCUCAUUAAUAUGUGAGAGCCGGUGUCCCAUUGUUCUCCCAGAAGAUCUGCAUCUCCAUGGUCCUUACCUACUAGAAGCUGGCCUCUAGUGUUAAGACCUCUCGACUGGUUCUUAUCAAGGCUUCCCAGUCCUGGUCUUGGAUGAUGGACAGUUAGGCUUGUUUGAGCUUCUGAGAAAAUUACGUUUUUCGUUAUUAUAGAAAUUAAACACAAAAAUUAACUUCUUAAGCUUUUCGUAUUUGUGUUCCUUAAAAGUAAUAACCUAUAAUUGUAAUUGUCAUUAUUUCAUCUUUCUUUUUUCAUGAAUGAUUACUUAACGAGUUUCUUGCCAUUGAGCAUUUUAUAUAAUCACUGAUUAAACGUUAUUAACCCGACACCUUAUUUAUGCUGCAUAUUUUGAGGGCUGUAAAUAAAUCACACCUAUAUAGAACAUAUCUGACAUUAUGAUUAGCAAAAGCAUCCCUGUUUCUUCAAAGUGUUCAUAUCUUUUUAACCUAAGUGGGACCAUCUAUGCUGAUCAUUUUAAGUACUCUAAUCAAGAAUAAUUAAUUGAGAAAUUAACCUGAAUGAAAUUCUCUCCUUACUGUGAAUUGCUAGGACCAGGAUUAGGAAAUUCCCAAAAUAUCGCGUCCAUCCUUUUACCAGGACGUUAAUGGUGUUAAUAAUGAUGUUGCAAAAUGCUGUCCGCCAUCACCUGGUUCAUACCAAAGACCCAGCUGCUAAUGUGGAUGCGACUGAGGAAUCAUGGACAAUCAUAGGGAUGUUGGAAUGUUCCCCGUACUUUAAUGACACUGAUUACUGUUAGUUGAUACUAAUCAUUAUUAUUGUAGCCUCAGUUUAGAGACUUCUAUACGCCAUCUAGAUGCUCAAAAUGAACAAAGCCCCAUUCUGCUUGCUAAGGGUGAGUCUGUCUUGUCACACUUUCCUUGAAGUGAGAGCAAAUGUUAUAAGAAAUGCCAAAUAUGGAUGUUUUUUAAACAUGUACAAGUUCCAGUGCCAGAGUUGGCUAAUUCAAGUACAGUGAGAAAAUAUCCAGACCGGGAUUUUGUUUCAACCAACCAGUUGAGUACUCUGUGACUGUGACUCUUUAUACUGAACUGGUUGGUUGAAACAAAAUCUUGGUCUGGACUUUUACUCUUUGGACCCGAAUUACCCACCUCUGUCCUGUGCACACCAAAAUGAUACAAUCACAUUAGCAUGUGGUUACCAUCAAUGGCCGUAUGCAGAUUUUUAUGCUUGAAUCAUUUAAAAUGUGUCCUCUGUAAUGAUAAAUGUUUAUUUCUUUUUUUCCUCUCCUUUAUGUAGGCUUUUGUCCAAUCAAUAGACUUGAUUUGAAAAGUAAAGGAACCCUUUCAUCUGA